Molecule: messenger RNA, 255 nt
Organism: Sphenostylis stenocarpa
Lineage: Eukaryota; Viridiplantae; Streptophyta; Magnoliopsida; Fabales; Fabaceae
Source: the annotation of a GenBank genome assembly
AUGAGGUUGAAUGGCGGUGCAGUCUUGGCAUAUCUUUUCCUGCACUCUAAUCCAAAACAGCAAGCAAUGGAUAAUGAGUGGAUGUGGAAUGGAUGUCUGUUGGGAAACACCACAGACCAGACUAAAACUUUACCCAAAGAAGCUGCCAAGAGGAAUCAAAAUGGACGGUGGACAAGGUAUAGUAAGGGUGGAGCUUGUAAGAAUGAUCUUCCCUUGCUUGAAGCUUCCACCGUGCUAACCCACAAGUGCAUUUAG